CUGUCAGUCAGACAUAUUUAACACUAUUUACACCACUUUAAAAGCAUAAAAAGUGUAUUUUAUAUGUUUAAUAUGUUAUAAAAUUGAUUUAGGGUUCGUAGACAUUUUAUUAUAUGACAUUGGGCUGGAACACAAUUAUAAUAACACAUGUAUAUUACUAACUGUCAGUUCAUUGAGUUUGACUGAAACGCUACAAUGACUAAACGAAAGUCCCAGAUGCCAGCAGAGUUCAAACCUCCUCAGAGGACUCAACGCAGAGUAAAAAGGCAGAGAAGCUCUGGAGUGGAAACAGACCUGCAGCAUUCAUCGAAAUCAGAAAACGACCAUUCCCAUUAUGCAUCACGCUCGGAAGAGCAGAAUGACCGUCAACCUGAACAGAGCACAUUACAGAUCAAUGAGACAGAGUUCCAUGUUGCUCCUUGUGAUUCCUUAGAAGAUAAUGAUAAUGAUGAGCAUGGCAGCAAUCCGGAGGUCCCUUCUGAGAUGGAACAAACUGCCUUGAUUGGAUUGGAAACCCCAGAACCAAACAACAAUGACAAAUGCAAUCUUUUAGAAACUUUGAAUUUGGAAGUUGCAAAUCUUGACCAACCAGAUAUAGAACUGGAUGAUAAAGAGAGUGAAACCACAACAAGCAAUUCAAACCAAGAGUCUCGGCCACUUCGGGUAGCUCUGAGUGUAUUAGGAGACUGUGUCCCUGAACUACCAUCCGAUGACUAUCAAACUGGGCGAGCAAUGUCACAUGAAGUGAAUGAAAAGAAUACAGCCACUGAGGAAAAGAUGGGUGGCCUAUUAGGGUGUUCACACAUUGUACCUGAGGUGUUGGCUGAAGAAGGUUCUGUAGAGCCUCCAAUAAAGAGGAGAGUAAGGAGGAGAAUGGGAAUGUGUUGGCCUGGAGAUAGGAAGAGGAAGCACAAGGGACAGCACAUUAUAGGGAAUAUGAUUGGUGGAGGGCAGGGGAAUGUGGCGGCAACAUCAGUGCAUGUUGUUAAUGAGUUGUCGGUCAUGAUGAGCAACAGUUUUAAUAAGUACAGCCCAGCCUCUGUUGAAGAGGAAGGAACUGCUGAGUCAGAACUUUCAGGCCCCUCCUUCCCAACCUCUUGCCCAUUGGAGGAUAUUCCUUUAAAGGAGGAACAGGUGGAUUUGGAGAAUGAUGUUCAAGAACAUAUAAUGGUGGAAUCCAUGCCAAGCAACCCCAAUUCUCUUGAAACUGCCAAUUCAAGUCCAUGCCAUCCUAAUGCAGAUGCUCCAAGCCUUCUUGAGACAAAUGAAAAUGUUGAGAUGUUGAGUGUUGAGGAUAAUGAUGAAGAAAGCAACAUUAUUGAAGAAAAGACACUUUUUGCUCCAGAAAUGUCCAAUGACACUGGCGCUAAUGCUAUGGAUCCAACUGACGUCACAACUGAGGUUGGUACCAAAGUUUCUGAAGGUUUUACUGACAGUUGCAAGGAAUCAACUGAGGUUUCAGUUGACAUUCUCAAAGAAGCUUCUGAAGCAUCACCGUCCACUUGUGAGGUUGAUAAGAAUGUUGAAGAACCACUUGAAGGAGUUUUCAAUGAGACAGAGACUAUGGAGUGUGGUAGACGUGAAUAUGAAAUUAACCCCUCCAUUAUGUUUGCUUCUGCUCGUGAUGAAAGGUGUGGUCUUGAGCAACUGAGCAUGCUCAGUGAGAAUGGUGCUGAAGAGAGUAACACGGUAACCGAAAUAGUAAUCGAUGACAGAGCAGAUAAGUGUGUCUUUACUGUGGAUGACACUAUUGUUACUGAUGAGAACACAAAAAUCUUUGAAGAUAAUGGCAUGAGGAGUUUGCCUUUACUUGUAGUCCCACCUAUUGGUGAAGAAGGAGUCAUGCAAUCAAUUACAGGGCCAAACAGUCCAUUGUGUGAUGCCAAUGAACCUCAUCCGAGUCCUGGUGCUUACCAGCAGUCUCCUGAUACGUCCAGCCCCAUAUCCAUCCACUCUGUGACAGAUUCCCAACUCAAUAACAUUAGUUUGGAGCUGGAGGACCACCCUAUCCCAGAAGUCUCUUUCGAUCUGGAAGAUGUCACAGAGCUGGUGUGUGGCCUAAUCAAAGAUCUCGCAUCUCUGAAUCAUACACUGAUGGAUGCACAUAGGAUGAUUGGAAAUGUGCCACAGGGAAGCAGACCUCCAAGACCCCACUUUCGCUCCACACAUGGCCCUCGACACUCAGAAAUAUAGUUUUUGAAUGGAUUCUACUUAAUAAUUCGAUUUGAUAAAGAACACAGGAUAAUUUGGACUGAUCAGUUUUUAGCUGUACUUACAGUUUGCUUGCAGCCACUUUGAUGUUGACAACAGUUCAGUUACACAAGUUUAAAGUUUAAAGAACAUUUCCUGUUUUCAUCUGGCAUUUGUUCACAUUUGAGGAUCCUUAAGUCUAAGAGCAGAGCUGUUCCAAUUCUGUUUGUUAAAAAUAACAUUAUUUUGAAGUUCAAGCAUAAAUGUAAACAUCACCGGUCUGUCAAUCAUAGGGUGUGACCCCCUCGACCAAAGGGUCGUAACCUUAGAAACCAGGCUUCAAAGUUGUAACCAUAAAUCUGUCCA
This is a messenger RNA of Xyrauchen texanus (razorback sucker), 2556 nucleotides long. RefSeq lists its product as uncharacterized. The transcript is spliced from 7 exons. NCBI's taxonomy places the organism in Eukaryota, Metazoa, Chordata, Actinopteri, Cypriniformes, Catostomidae. The coding region runs from base 196 to 2193 and encodes 665 amino acids. The record is from RefSeq and is a predicted model, not a curated record.